This is a messenger RNA of Schistosoma turkestanicum, 696 nucleotides long. NCBI's taxonomy places the organism in Eukaryota, Metazoa, Platyhelminthes, Trematoda, Strigeidida, Schistosomatidae. The record is from the annotation of a GenBank genome assembly.
UUUGGUUGUAGGUUGGGGUCGCCAGUAGAUGUCAUGACUUCGAAAUCCAAAUUCAGAACUGUAACGGUUGAGGGGAAUAUAGGCUGCGGAAAGUCAACAUUUUUGCGUUUCUUCCAGCAGCUAUCUCCUAACAAUGAAGUCGUACAUGAGCCGCUAUAUUUAUGGAAAGAUGCUAGAGGAUAUGAUCUAUUCGAACUUAUGUAUCAAGAUCAGCGCCGUUGGUCUGUUCCUUUCCAAGCUCAGGUUCUUGUAACAUUAUUAGAUCUUCAGUCAAAACCACCGAACAAACCAGUACGCUUGCUGGAAAGAUCGAUUUAUAGCAGUCGAUACUGUUUCACAGAAAAUAUGCACAAUAACGGGAGUAUUUCAGAUGCUGACUAUGAAGAGCUCCUUAAAAUUUACCAAUGGAUAUUCAAGUAUAAAAGUUUACCAAUAGAUUUAAUCGUUUAUUUACGUGCAAAUCCAACUGUUUGCUUCGAGCGUUUACAUGCUAGGAAUCGUUCCGGAGAAGAAGGUAUUGCUCUUAAAUACCUUGAAGAUUUGCAUGAAUUACAUGAGGCAUGGUUAAUAGAACGCCGUUUCGGCCCGUUACCUGCUCCUGUAUUAGUGUUCGAUUGUAAUAAACCAUUUCCUGAACUAUUAUCAGUCUAUCGAUCUCAUAAAGAAAAAAUUAUGGGUGAUGAUGCUGAAGUAUGA